CUCCCUUUCAAAUCCCGGAGCCGGGUCGUAGCCAAGUUACCCACAGUGUGUGUGUCGUGGCCAAAAAAAAAGGGGAAAGAGAAAGAGAAAAAAAGUGUAGAAAGGUGUUUUCGAGCACAAUUUACGCCGCCGAAAAAGACGAGCAAAAAAAUAGUGUUCCGGUUUUGUGCGAGAGCCAUUCCAUCACCGCCAGCGCACAUGUUCUUCGAUGGUGCGAACUCGUCGUCGUGUGAAACGUUUUAGCGUGGCGAUUUUGUGAAUCUUUCUGAUAACUGUACGCACGUUCAAAGCUUGUGAUAACGACUGGUCGUGACUAGGAUCUGUUGACCGUGUGAAUUACAUAACAUUUAAAAGUGGUAUGUUGUGUUGUGUCUUUAACCUUGAAAGGUGUUGAAAUCUAGCUCCCUCCCAACGAGUCAACUUCUUGUGCGCGGCCGAAUUUUCUGGUCGACCUUAUCGUGUCGAACCUUCCGGAGCAGAAACGUGUACGUGCGUGUGUAUGCGUGUGUGUUUGUUUAACCCACCCCGGAACACGAGUCACAGUUUAGAAAUCAGCUGCCGGCCGGAGAUGCGCAGUCUGGUGUGUCUGUGUCCCAUGUGGGGCCAGGUCGAAGAGAACAACAAUUUUUCGCUAUGGUAAGUGGACGUCCCUUGCUAUACCUAUCGCUGCCAGGUCUAGCACUUAUCAUUGGCUUGGUGUGGUUCCGACGCAAGAAAAUCGUUGGUUUCGAUACAGGAGGCAAAUCGACCAGCGAAGGAGGUGCCGAAUCUGUAGCGACGACUGACGACAGUGAGAGAACUUGUGAGGCUGAAAAGCAGGACGGUGAUUUUGGAAAGCAGACUGAAUCGCUGCCGAUUACUCCGUCGGCCAACUUGAAGCACGACUCUGGUAAAAAUCAGUCCUCUUCGGCCUCCUCUUCAUCCUCGUGCAGUGGCAAAUCCGCUCCGAUUGAUAUAGUCUCCAACACUAGAAGCCCGCCAAAGUUCUCGGAUCAGCAGUUGGACGCGGAACUGUUGAAGUUGAAAAUUGAAGAAUCGGACAUUCGUAACUUGCGCUUGAUCGAAGAGCAGGACGAUUAUUCCAGCUUUGAAUCGCCGGUGAAUCUACCUGGAACGGUGGAUCGCUACAAGAAUUUUAACAGAUUCAACAGAGGGCUUGAGCCGCAGACAGAACCGGUGGUCAUAAAAGCGAGUAUGACGGCUAAAAUCUCACCUCAGAAUUCGUUCGCCACCGAGUUGAGUCCUUCGAAGGAGACGGAGAUGCGAAAUUCCUCGAGUGUGGACCUUUUGAACAACAACAGCACAACCAACAUGGACAGCGUCAACUUCCAAGCAGAUGCGGACACAAUCAACAACAACAUCGUCGACGAACCGCAAGCUGCAAACGGUGAGGAGAUCGGAUCUCACUCGCCGGCUCUCAGCAUCUGCAGCAUGCGCUCGGGCGAUUCUGGAAAAGGUUCCAGCCCGCCCCAGUCGGAGUGCGCUCCCAUCACCAGCUAUGACUUUUUCCUACCGGUUUAUUUGGUGUCCAAGAUGCUUGGCCGCAAAGCCGGCUUCGUUCAACUUAUAAAGGCAAAAACCGGCGUAAAUGUCUUGAUCAAACGUAACCCGGACACCCACAAAACAAAGAUUUGUACGCUGGAGGGAACCCAGGCCGAGAUCGACAACGCGCUGGUACUGAUCCGCAAAAAGUUCCCCGAGAAAAGAUUCUCCGCCCUGACGCUGCAAAGGGUUCACAUCGCUCCAACCGAAAACGUGGUCCCACUGCCUCUGAUUGACACUACCUGUUUCCACUUGCAGCUGGUCGAAGGCAUCAACAACGACGUCUCCGUCAGUUCCAUCGUCAACGGCGGCCACGUCUUCCUGCAGCAGCCAUUGCAUCCGUCGUUCCCCUCGCUAAAUACGCUACAGCAGUGCUUGAACCAGAGCUACAACAUGACCGAGACGCCCCAGCUGCCCGAGAUCACCGAGAACGCCAUCUGCGUGACGGCGGUCCAGGGCAAUUGGUUCCGCGUCCAGAUCGUGUCGCACAGCCCGGAGGAUCAGCACUGUUUAGUCAAAUAUCUGGAUUACGGCGGUUACGCCAACGUGCCAGUUACUAGCCUAAGACAAAUUAGAACUGACUUUAUGGCGGUGCCCUUCCAGUCUAUUGAAUGCGUGCUGUCUAAUGUUAAGCCAAGCGGUGAUUCCGGGUGGACCCCCGGAGCGUCGGAGGCUUUGUAUAGUUUAUCCAAGGGAUUGAUUCUUCAGGCUCAGGUGGCUGGAUACACUGCCGAAGGUUUGCCGGAAAUCUACUUGUACGCUUCGUUAGCUAGAGAUAACAUAAUAUUUAUUAACCACGAGCUAGCCGCUCGUGGAUUGGCCGAAUGGGUGGAGAAUGAAAUGCUGCCGGCAUCAUCGUAAACGACGCGCCGGAUUACCUAAUCGUUAAGUAGCAAACAAAUAAUUAUGAAAGAUAGAAUCAUAAACUACAGAUUCCAACAUUGAUAUGUUUGUGCUGAAAGGAAUAAUCGGAGAAGUAAUGUUAAGAGUAAUACACACAUGCAAAUGUUCUUAAAAGGUCGACCCACAAAACAGCUGCUGCGGAGGAGAGAGAAAUAAAUAAUUUAAAAAAAAACUCAUCGCAAAAGUAAUAUAAAAAAAAUGAAGAGAGUGACAACAUCCUAUAUAGAACCUAUUGGAAAUCAAUUUAUUUCAAUGUACAUUACAUAUGCGUUAAGAGCAAGCAAAUCGUUAGAUAACUAAACCCUAGUAUCAAUAGAAAUAGAGAAAAAUGCAGAGCAAUCUUAUUCCAGCAAGGAGUUUUCGAUAAGCAAAGUUUCAAACUAGCAUAGAUUUUAAGAGAAAAACAUGUACUGAUUUGUUAGGAUUACAAACAAUUAACAUUUCUUUCAUUUCAUUUUCGUAUAUUCUUUCCAAAUCAAACAUUAGACAUUUGUAGUAUUGUUUCUACCUUUUUAUAUCUAAUCCAAUUGUUUUUUUUUAUCGUCAUGAACUCAGGCAAUAAGGUUUUAAAGCUUCAAUACUCGUCAUUAUAACAUAAAACAAAUAUUUUCAGGUGUUCUGGUUUCCUCUAACGAAAGCUUAGUGUUUUUCUUCUUCUUUUACUCUGGGGAAUUAAAUAAAUUGUAAAUAAAUUACACUUUGAAGAAUAAGUUCUAAAUAAGAUUUUCAGGCAGCAUAUAUGUAACACAUAAAUUCACAAACCAUUUUGGAGAAGCAUUAGAAAAGGAUCAAAUACGUCAAUCAAAACCCCUUUUAAUUUGUUUCGUUGUAACAUAUUUUGCAAAACAUUUAAGUAAACUGUAAUGUUAAGAUAUUCCUGUGAUUAUUAUAUACAAAGAAUGAGUAAAAUGUUUUAAAACAUUGAUUUAUUUAAAAACAACAACAAAUAGACUUUCUAGGAAACAAUAUCAAAAGAUAAAAAAAACAUGUAUGUUCUGCUAUUGGACAAUUGGUACGCAUCCAGUCAAAACAAAUGAAUAAAAUGCACAUGAAUUUCACUAUUUUAAAAAUUUCACCGCAAACGCUACAGAGCAAAUCAAUGGAAUGGAAAUUCAAGCUAGGGAAACAAAUUCAAACAUUGAACAAUGGCAAGUUUUAAAUGAAAGGUUUGCGCCUUUCACAAUUUCUAGUAAAGCGUUAAGUAAAAGGCAAACAACAAUUUUAUUGAAAUUUUUGGCGGCACAAUGCAAACCAAAACACAAUCUGUAUUGCAGAAUUCCUUUAGUUAGUACCAUAUUUUUGGUUUUACUGUCUAUUUACAAAUAGGUGAGUUCUAAUGAUCAUCAUCGCAGUUAUUAGAGAUUUUGAGUGUUUUUUUAAGCUUCGUCAGAAAUGCCAACAGAAUUGUAAAAUUUGUAUAACGUUUCGAAUGCUUGGAUAGCAUGCGUUAGAAAUGGGGUUAGUUAUUUGACAACUAUUAUCCAGUGUAAGCGAACAAAAUUUAGCAUUAGUAGAAGUACACCUAACCCAGAAUGGUAAGUCGUUUAUUAGCUGACUUUUAUUUGUUUCAACGAGUGUCUAAGAAUCAGUGCACACCCACAUCUUCACACAUGCACACACACACUAUCCCUUCGACGUGAUUGAAUCCAUGAAUAUAAUGUCAUAUUUAUUUCUCUAAGCAACUACUUCUUGUUUUGAACACGAUUGAAAAACAAUCUUGAUUUGAUGAAAGCAAAAAAA
Culex quinquefasciatus (southern house mosquito) is the source of this 4185-nucleotide messenger RNA. It is a transcript of the gene spoon, whose product is annotated as A-kinase anchor protein 1, mitochondrial. The record is from RefSeq and is a predicted model, not a curated record. The transcript has 5 exons. Bases 634 to 2403 code for a protein of 589 amino acids. Gene Ontology annotation, molecular function: RNA binding. NCBI's taxonomy places the organism in Eukaryota, Metazoa, Arthropoda, Insecta, Diptera, Culicidae.